GAACUCUGGUGAAUGUACCAAGAACAAAUAAAACCCUCCACUCUUUAUUUUUUUUUCAUCUAUUCAUUGUAAGGACAUAACUAGCACAGAAUGUAAUUGUGUAAAGGAUGUAAUUUAAAUGAAGAAUGUGUUUACUAUAAGACUCUAGAAAUGAAGAUUACCUGCUACAUUUUCAUUUGUAUUGUUUUUAUCUUUACUAAGGUUAGACUUUCAGAGGCCUACACUAACUGCCUCAAACCCGAUGCUGGGAAAGCAGCUUAUGGAUCAUCAUGUAGUGACAGUUCUCAAUGUCUGACGGAAUACUGCUUCAAUAGUACAUGUUCCUGUCCUGACAAUUCUUUCUUGGACUCAAAAAGUGGACUUUGUGCUCAAAAAAGUGGAGAUAUACAGGCCAAGAAUGGUGACUGUGGAUACAUUAUUAGCACAAACAUCCCCUUUAUCUCUCUAGUCCAAUGGAACAUUAAUGGAGAAUAUGGAACAUACGUCACUCUAGUUAUACUUGAAGUCAACAUGGAUCCUUCAUGGUGUAGCUACAGUUAUUUAGAGGUAUAUGAAGGCUCUUUAUCACUAAGGUCUUCAAUUUGUGCUUUAAAUGACUCCACUGCCAAAUAUCAAGCUUCUAAAUCUAACAGUCUUACUGUCAAGUACAGAGGUACCACUGAAGGCUAUAAAGGCUUUAGAGCUGUCUACUACAUUAGAAAUUACGCAGCAGUAUUGACAGAACCAACUGGCUAUAUAUCAAGCCCUGGUUAUCCUGUGUCUUAUGAUAUAUAUUCACAGUACUCUUGGCUUAUAACAGCUAAACCAGGACAAAUAAUCACGCUGAGCUCUGACGGUUUCAUUUAUAAUGAUGAUUACGUAAAAGUAUACAACGGACAAAAUGAAUAUUCAAGUCAGUUGCGGAAUUUUACAAGCCAAUGGUCAAAUCAAUCUGUCACGUCUACAAGUAAUUCUGUGUUCGUGAAAUUUACUACAUCUUACGUAUGGACAUAUACAGGUUUUAGUGCAUCCUAUCAAGUAUACGUUCUCUAUGGAAACUUCUGUGGCCUUUCUGACAAGUGUGCACAAGGAAUGACGUGCAUCGGUGGUAUCUGUACCUGCUCGGAUCAAUCUUAUUAUGAUCAAACAAGAAAAACCUGCCAAAAUAGAGUUCCGUAUGGUUCAGUUUGUAACUAUCAAGACAUCUGUGCCAAGAGCUUAAGUUGUUCUGGAUUGUAUUGUAGCUGUAAUAGUGUUCGGUAUUAUGAUCAACUUUCAAUGACAUGCAUCAAUAGAUUGAAUUAUGGCUACCCCUGCAGCAGUAAUGACUGGUGUGUUGCAGGUCUAAGUUGUGAGGGUGGCUCAUGUGGUUGUGCAUCCAGCCAGUACUACGACGCCAUGUCUGCCUCCUGCUACUCUAGGUUCCCCCACGGUUAUUUGUGUUCAUUACCCGAACAGUGUGCUCAAGGUUUUAUAUGUGUGGAUUACGUAUGUCGUUGUUCCAGCAGCCAAUACUAUGACAGUGCAAAUCUCCGUUGCAGAAGUGGAAUCCUGUACGGUCAGAACUGCUCCGAUCAAGUCAGCUGUGUACAAGACUUAUCCUGUUACUCUGGUGUGUGCGACUGUCCACAAAAUAAAUUCUACGACACGAGUAGCCAAACCUGCCAAUACAAAAGAACAUACGGUAUGAUCUGCUACAGCUCUGACCAGUGUGCGCAGGACCUGGUUUGUGACGGAAAUGUCUGCAGAUGCUCAAAAGACUAUUAUUAUGAUUACAGCUCUCAAACGUGCAAAAACAGUGUUGACUAUGGAGACAGCUGUAACUCUACAGACCAGUGUUCUCCAGGUUUAGUUUGUUGGCUGGACAUCUGCCAGUGUUCUCAAUCCAGUUACUACAAUACAUCGUCACGUUCAUGUCACGCGCAACUCUCCCAUACUGACUCUUGUGAAACUUCUGAACAAUGCUUAUCUCCCCUGCUGUGUGUCCCAGAUAUCUCGAGUAUAUCUAGAUGUCUUUGCCCUAGUGAGACGUAUUUCUACUAUUAUAACUGUAUAAAUGAGUCUCUACUAGCAACAAUGGCUAUCGAUGAACUGGCCAAAUCCAACUCUGUACAUCUUACAUGGACAUUAAACUACUCGCUGCCCAAUGUUUCAUUCAUUGUUACCUGCCGUGAAGUUUCUCAAAACUUUCAAAGACAGUUCCGCAAUUCGGAGAUUUCUGAAAUCUACAUUGAUGGCCUAUUGCCCGGAACUCAAUACAAUGUUAUCAUUACAAUUCUUUUACCAUCUGACAACUAUUACCAGAGCAGAUCUGUGGAUGAGUCCUUGAUUUUAAAUACAAGACAAAUCUAUGGCCGCGUCUGUGAUGACCAAGUCCAGUGCGAUGAAAGAAUGAAGUGUGACCGGGGAGUGUGUGUCUGCGCCAAUGAUUACUAUUUCAGCGCUUGGACAAAACUAUGUGAAAAAAGACUAACUAAAGGCUAUGAAUGUAACAUAACAGAUGAAUGUAAAGUCAACAUGACUUGUGCACUUGGACAUUGUGGUUGCCUUACAGGGUAUUAUUACCAGAAUAUUGAACAACAGUGUUACCCUGCCUUCAAACGUGGACAACAGUGUGAUCCUUCAAUUCAAGACAUGUGUGUGUCGCGUGAUCUUGUCUGCAGACGUGACACACUUUACAGUUACACUUGUCAACAGAGUUUUGAUGGCCAGAUUACUGUGGUACCGAACGUUAAAUCGGAAGCAGAUACUAACACAACACUUAUAGCAUUGAUUGUAGUCUCUGUCUUCGGUUGGGCUGUUGCUAUAGCAACUGGGGUCUGUGUGAUUGUCUUAUGUAGGAGAAUUCGAAACACAUCUACAGCCAAUGGGUGUGAUAAUCAACUCAAGAAAAACACUGGAACUAAAAAGAAUGAUUACAGAACGUUCCCUCCUAAAGCUGACCAAGAUCCCUUAGAGUACGUCAACAAAGACGAUCUGGACGCUACAUCUUCAGUUCAUUCUUACUCUAAUCUUCAAAUCACGACCAGUGCACAGCCUGCUUUGUCUGCUAGACCAACAGCCAACAGCAAACCUUUAAUCCCUGUGAAGCCACCAAAGGCGUCAAGGGGUCCAUUUGGUGGCAAGAUACUCUCAACUCCUACGUCCACUUUUACUAAUACAACGUUUGAGCCGGAACCAGUACAAGAGGAGGAGGAUGUCUAUGAAGAACUACGUGUACCUGAGAUGCUGUAUCGCAACGAGGGUACCGUGAAGAAGGGAGAUACCAAUAGCAAUAUUUAUCAGAACUGCGGCAUCUCUAGCAUUGAUCAAAACUAGAUUUGUGAUUUAGAUAAAGUUGUAAUACAAGAAAAAAAUGAAUUAAAACUAUGUACGCUGUAAAGAUACAUUGCUAAUAAUUUAUUGACGAUCUUUUGCUAUUUAUUAAGUAAAUGACCUAAAACUUUAAUAUUUAUGCAUGACGCGAAAGUUUUCAUGGGGGGGGGGGGUGUAUUGAACAAGUGAUAAGUGAGUCUCAGUUUUUUUAAAUAAAGCAGAUUUUGGGAGAAUUUAUUUUGCUCUACCCAAUCAGCUGCUUGGACUCCUUACUCUUUAUUACAGCAACAAGCUUUAUUUUCAAGAGAUUGUUCUCUCCUUUAGAUGUAAAUAGAAUUUGUUACACUUAUUGACAGUUCUGUUCACAAAAUUGUUUAUAAUUCGGUGAUUGUGUAUAUACCUGAUGUUUUAUUGUAAAAGUAUGUAAAUGUUUUUGUUGAAUGCAUUGCAAUUAUAAAGCUCCAAAUAAACACCUCGUAUAAAUGCGA
Molecule: messenger RNA, 3782 nt
Organism: Biomphalaria glabrata
Lineage: Eukaryota; Metazoa; Mollusca; Gastropoda; Planorbidae
Exons: 21
Coding region: 151-3297 (1048 amino acids)
Molecular function (GO): protein binding
Source: RefSeq, a predicted model, not a curated record